CGCUCAGAACUCCAUCCCCCGCCGGCCCCCGCGGCCUAGGCUAUUGCCUCUUCCUGUUCAGGGGGGAGAAGCCCUGCCGCAGCAAGUUGAGAGGAUUUCGGAAAGGGCCCCCGCCUUCUCGCUGACUUCUCGGAGACUGAGGGCUUGGCGGAAGCAGGACUGACUUCAUCAGUGUUUAGAGGCUAAGAAAAGUGGCAGAUAUGGAUAGUGAUUCUAGGCAUCUUCUCAUCCCUGAGGUAGAUCAUGAAAUAAUAAAUCCUGGACCUAUGAAUAUCCAGUUUGAUUCAUCAGAUCUAAGAUCCAAAAGGCCUUUCUAUAUAGAGCCCACAAACAUCGUCAGUGUGAAUGAUGUCAUUCAGAGGGUUAGCGACCAUGCCUCUGCCAUGAACAAGAGGAUCCAUUACUACAGCCGGCUCACUGCUCCUGCAGACAAGGCACUGAUUGCCCCAGAUCAUGUAGUUCCAGCUCCAGAAGAGUGCUAUGUAUAUAGUCCAUUGGGUUCUGCUUAUAAACUGCAAAGUUACACUGAAGGAUAUGGCAAAAACACCAGUUUAGUAACCAUUUUUAUGAUUUGGAAUACCAUGAUGGGAACAUCUAUAUUAAGUAUUCCUUGGGGCAUAAAACAGGCUGGCUUUACUACUGGAAUGUGUGUCAUCAUGCUGAUGGGCAUUUUAACACUUUAUUGCUGCUACAGAGUAGUGAAAUCACGAGCUAUGAUAUCAUCAGUGGAUACCACUACCUGGGAAUAUCCAGAUGUCUGCAGAUACUAUUUUGGCUCCUUUGGACAGUGGUCGAGUCUCCUUUUCUCCUUGGUAUCUCUCACUGGAGCAAUGAUAGUUUAUUGGGUGCUUAUGUCUAAUUUUCUUUUUAAUACUGGAAGGUUUAUUUUUAAUUUUAUUCAUCACAUUAAUGACACGGAUGCUGUACUGAGUACCAAUGAUAGCAACCCUGUGAUUUGUCCAAGUCCUGGGAGUGGUGACCAUCCUGACAAUGGCUCUAUGAUUUUCUAUGCCAAUGACACAGGACUCCAGCAGUUUGAUAAGUGGUGGAAUAAGUCCAAGACAGUGCCCUUUUACCUCAUAGGGCUCCUCCUGCCACUGCUCAAUUUCAAAUCUCCUUCAUUUUUUUCAAAAUUUAAUAUCCUAGGCACAGUGUCCGUUCUCUAUUUGAUUUUCCUUGUCACCUUUAAGGCCAUACACUUGGGAUUUCAUUUGGAAUUUCACUGGCUUGUGCAAACAGAGUAUUUUGUACCAGAGAUAAGAUUUCAGUUUCCACAGCUGACUGGAGUGCUUACCCUUGCUUUCUUUAUUCAUAAUUGUAUUAUUACACUCUUGAAGAACAACAAGAACCAAGAAAACAACGUGAGGGACUUGUCCAUUGCUUAUAUGCUGGUGACAUUAACUUACCUCUAUAUUGGAGUCCUGGUUUUUGCUUCAUUUCCUUCACCACCAUUAACCAAGGAUUGCAUAGAGCAGAAUUUUUUAGACAACUUCCCUAGCAGUGACAUCCUGUCCUUCAUUGCAAGGAUAUUCCUGCUGUUCCAGAUGAUGACUGUAUACCCACUCCUAGGCUAUUUGGCGCGUGUUCAACUAUUGGGCCAUGUCUUCGGUGACAUUUAUCCUAGCAUUUUCCAUGUGCUGAUUCUUAAUCUAAUUAUUGUGGGAGCUGGAGUGAUCAUGGCCUGUUUCUACCCAAACAUAGGAGGAAUCAUAAGGUAUUCAGGAGCAGCAUGCGGCCUGGCCUUUGUAUUCAUAUAUCCGUCUCUUAUCUAUAUAAUUUCCCUCCGCCAAGAAGACCGUCUGACAUGGCCAAAGUUAAUCUUUCACAUUUUUAUCAUCAUUUUGGGCUUGGCUAACCUGAUUGUUCAAUUUUUUAUGUGAAAUACUCAAUGUCUUCUCAGAAUCUUUCAUGGCAUUUUAAACUUUGACAACAGUUCCACAUAAAUUGACUUAUAAAUGCUGCUGUUGCUAUAAUUCUAAAUGUUUUCCUAAGAUAAUUUGAAAAAAAGGGGUGGGGGGAAUAGUGGUCCAUGAAUAAGUAAUUUUGAUUAGAGUGGAGAAAGGGGCAAGAAGAAUGAUCUUUGUCUCACUUCAUAUGCACCACCCCUUCAUUCUCAUUGUCUUUUCUGAGUAGAAGUAUAUGCCCUUAGGAAAAAUCAUGUUGGUUUUUUAUUUUUACAGAUAUAAGGUGGGUGGGUUUAUUUUGACUACAGUGAAGAUUCUCUGUAUUUUUACAGAUAUAAGGUGGGUGGGUUUAUUUUGACUACAGUGAAGAUUCUCAGGGUAUCACAGCAACUAUUGCCAGAUGCUAUUUCUGUUUUAUGUUUCAGUGUAUUCACUUUCAUUUUAUUACUUGCUAGGCCAUUUCUGCAGUUUACCCAAACAUGUACUGUUUGGGACAGUAAACCAAAUACCUCAUUUGUAAAAAGAAAUCUCCAUGGCAUCAGUGUUAAAUGAGUGAACUCUUAACUGCAUCCUUAAUCUCUAUUUAAAAGAGAGAAAGAAAGAAUGUCAGUACAGGCUCUUUGGUCAUGAACCAGUAUGAUUAUCCCCAUAGACCCAAGAGGGCUCUUUUGCUUUUUGAAUCCCUGAGCAUUGCAUAGGAUAUCAUGACAGGACCAACGGGGAAGCAUGUAGGAAUCAUGGCAGAGAAUGUUGGGUACGUGAGUCCCUACAGGGAAGAAAGGAAAUGGAGAAGGGGCCAGAAGAGUGAGGCCUCCUUCAUAGCAUAUUGUGAGGUGUUGGAAGUGUCUCUUUACCACAGGAAAGGACUAAUCCUUUUUGAGGUAAGACUUCCAAGAAGGGGACCACCCCCCCAUUGCCUUACUUCUUAACUGGCAUGGUUAGAGGUUAAAUCCCCAUAAGAAAAUCUCCUUAGAUCUGAGAAAAGGAUUAGGGAAUCUGAAUUCUUGAAAUUAACUCUCUUCUUUUUCACUGAAACUAAAGUCUAAACCAGAAUUCAAAUCCAUAUCUUCCAUGAUACAGCCUUCAUGUUCAGCUUGAAAAGUUAGAUUUCUCUAACUUUAGGCUAACGUUAAAAAGUGUAUUUUUUUAGUACACAUCCCACAUCACAGGAUAAUGUGUAGAUUUAUGUUACUUACUUCUUUUGAGAAAGACAGACAAAAUGGUUUUUGAAAGACAGGUGAAAUGGUCUUUUUUAAGCCUAGUAAAGAACCCAAGAUUUGAGACCAGCCAUAAUUUCUUUCAGGAAAGCUUUCUGUCCAUUCCAUAGAUAGGUAUAUGGAAAAAUUGUGGUAUUUCUUAAAAUAGGUAUUUCUUAAAAGCUCUCUUUGUAAAAGUCUCAUGAAAAUUUGAAGGCAUACACAAAAGUAGAGAAAAUAAUAGGAUAACCCUCCCACAUCCCCAUCCCCUAUACUUAGUAAUUAUAAAACUUAUGCUGUAUUUGCUUCAUCUAUCCUUUUUUUCCUUUUCCACUGUAAUAUUUUGAAGCCAAUCUCAGACAUUAUGUUACUUCAUCUUCACGGUAAUUGGAGCCAUUCUCAAAAGUUUUUGUUAGCAGAAACUGCUGGUAGAAGUCAGGUUGAUUAGAAGAUUCUACAUUAAGUAUCUGUAUCCCAAUGUUAACCUCUUAGAAUAGAGUAUACAUAUGGAGGAAAUGUCUCUGUGCUUGGGAUCUCCUGCAUCUUUGUGACCUCAGUCUCGUUCAAUUAGAGACAUAGGAAUCAAAAGCUACAUAGCUCCUUGAGACCCACGUUUAAUCCCUGUUUAUCCCUAGUCACCUCCCUUAUCUUUGAAAACUUCAGAGACAGAAUUUUCAUUGCCUCUUUUCAGUAAUGUACUUGAAUGUUUUAACACAUGGAAAAAUGACUUGGUAUAUUUUUGUCCAUGUAAUGAUCAAAGUGAAUAUGACAAUGCAUUACUUACUAAAUUAAAAAGCAAUGUGGAUAUUUGGUUUUCGUUUUCUUUAAAAGACUUGAUAAUUUAGAACUUCCAAAAUCCUACAUGAGGCUUAUGCUGAAUAAUUUUGCCUUCUUAAGUUUCUACUCAUGAAACUGAUACCUUUGGCUUGUUAUUUAGCUUGGCCAGAUGCUCUUCAUUUGAGUAUGUAUGUCCUGGCUCACACAUUGGAAUGAUGAGAUAUAAAUUCAUUUGGAUUACAUUAUAAUUAAUUGUAGACUUUCUCUACUCUCUUUUUUUAAUUUUCUAAUUAAAUUUAUUUUACUUUUUGCUCUGAUGUGGUUAACCUCAGUUUCUUUGAAUUUAGCUUAUUUAACAUACAACUGAGGACAUUAUAAAAUUUUAAAUGGCUUGUUUAGAGAAGCAUUCCCUAGAAAGGUUCUGGAUGAAAAUAUGGUAUGCUCAUACUAGGCCAAAAAGAACAAAGAAAUGUCCUCUGACAUUUGGUACCCUGUGGAUAAUCAUCCAGAAUCAGUUUGUCAUCACAUCCAAAAAAUGUAUUACAGUAAAGAAUAAAUUUACCCACAAAAAGGGACUAUAUUAAAGGUAAAUACUCACUUAUGGUUUGCAAUCUCUAUUUUGACAUUUGUUUCCAUAAGUAAUUGAGUAAACCGCCAUGUUCAGUGCUUUGGAGGAGUCAAAGCUGUGUAAGAUUUCAUUCAUAUUCUAAAAGAACUUUAAUCUAGUAAAGAACUAUGGAUGUAGUUAACUAUAAUGCAAGGGACCAUUAGAGAAAACGAAACCCCUUCCAAUUGGGAUCCUCAGAGAGGGCUGGUAAAGGAAAUGUGGGGUAAAGCAGCAAGGACCCAUUUUUCAGCCUCCUCCUAAGAAUUGUCCAAAAUUUUAGAUAUUUGAUAGUUUCACUGUCAUAUGGGAUCAUGUAAGGUAUAAUUGCUUUUAUUUUGGCAAUUAUAUAUUAUCAUAAGUAUUAUAUUAUUAUAAAUAAUAUAAAUAAAUAUAUUUUUCUAAGAUA
Messenger RNA from Mirounga angustirostris (Northern elephant seal), 4890 nucleotides. RefSeq names its product solute carrier family 38 member 9 (gene SLC38A9). The transcript is spliced from 15 exons. The coding region runs from base 201 to 1880 and encodes 559 amino acids. Gene Ontology annotation, biological process: amino acid transmembrane transport. The record is from RefSeq and is a predicted model, not a curated record. Gene Ontology annotation, molecular function: L-amino acid transmembrane transporter activity. NCBI's taxonomy places the organism in Eukaryota, Metazoa, Chordata, Mammalia, Carnivora, Phocidae.